CUCUUCUCUCCCUUCCCCUUUCCCCGUCCCUCUGCUCUCUGCUACUUCGUUGGUCGUCGUCAGAGGUGGUUGACGGAGAUAUCUUGACAUUAAUUGAUCCCUGUGCUCUUCCACUGCCCAAAGACUGAAGAACAUGGUCUCAACAAGAAUCAUUUCAUACCUGGCUUGGGCCGGGGCUCUCAUCGGCCCCUCGGCCGCCCAGUUCCCCCCCGAGCCGGAGGAUGUGACGGUCCUCCAAUCCAGAUUUGAUGAACGCAUCACCAUCAGCUUCAAGCAACCGGGAAUUUGCGAGACCACGCCGGGAGUCAAGUCGUAUGCCGGCUACAUCCACCUACCCCCUGGGACUAUCGAUGGUUUGGGCCAAGAUCAGGACUACCCGAUCAACACCUUCUUUUGGUUCUUUGAGGCCCGCGAGGAUCCGGAGAAUGCGCCCCUUUCUAUCUGGAUGAACGGUGGUCCCGGUUCAUCCUCCAUGCCUGGCCUCCUCUACGAGAACGGUCCUUGUUAUGUCAACCCCGAUUCCAACUCGACGAGACUCAGCAAGUGGUCUUGGAACAACAAAGUCAAUAUGCUCUACAUCGACCAGCCCGUCCAGGUCGGCUUCUCUUACGACACCCUACGAAACGUCACCCGUGAUCUGCUCGGCAGUGUACGGACCCUGAACCCGGGGGACCCGAUUCCGCAGCAGAACACCACCUUCCACGUCGGCACGUACCCCAGCAACGACCGCAACGCCACGGCCCAGGGGAGUCGCAACGCCGCCGUUUCUCUCUGGCACUUUGCCCAAGUCUGGUUCCAGGAGUUCCCCGGCUACCACCCCAACGACGACCGCAUCAGCAUUUCCACGCAGUCAUAUGGGGGCCGUUACGGCCCGGCCUUCGCCGCAUACUUCCAGGAACAAAACGACAAGAUCCAAAACGGACACUGGAAGCGCGUAGAGGGCGAGAAGUUCAUCCUCAACAUCGACACCCUCCUCAUCGUCAACGGCUGCAUUGACCGUAAGACCCAGUGGCCGUCCUACCCCGUCAUGGCCUACAACAACACCUACGGCAUCGAAGCCGUCAGCGAGACCUGGUACAACUCCAUGGUCGACGCCUUCAGCCGGCCCGGUGGAUGCAGCGACCGCAUCGACGAGUGCCACCGCUUGUCCGAGCUCUACGACCCGGAGCACCUGGGCAUCAACGCCACCGUGAACGGCGCCUGCGAGACCGCCGAGUCCUACUGCGUCCAGCACAUCCGGAACCCCUACAUCCAGCAAUCCGGCCGGAACUACUACGACGUCACACAGAUGGACCCGACGCUGUUCCCCCCGCCGUAUUCCCCGGGCUACCUCAACCAGGAAUGGGUCCAAUCCGCCCUCGGCGUGCCGCUCAACUGGACGGGCAGUUCGGGAGCCUCGGGCACAGCCUUCCGCGGGAUCGGCGACUACCCCCGCCCCGGGUGGCUGGAGGACCUGGCGUACCUCCUGCACAGCGGCAUCAAGGUGACGCUCAUGUACGGAGACAGGGACUACGCCUGCAACUGGAUCGGAGGCGAAGCGGCGUCUCUCGCCAUUCCAUGGGAUAACCAGGAAGAGUUCGCGGCGGCGGGGUACGCCGAUCUGGCGACCAACUGCACGUAUGUUGGUGGGCAGGUCCGCCAGUACGGGAACCUGUCGUACGCCCGCGUCUUCCAGGCCGGUCAUGCCGUUCCGGCCUACCAACCUGAAACGGCCUAUCGGAUUUUCAACCGCGCGUUGUUUGACCGCGAUAUCGCUACCGGCCGGGUUGACACGGCUGCCAACCCUGAUUACGCCACGGAGGGACCCGAGGAUACGUUUCAUAUUAGGAGCGAGAUGCCGGAGCAGUAUGAGGACUAUUGUUAUAUUCUGUCCCCCAGCACGUAUGGCGCGGCGCAGAUUGCGGCUCUGAGGGAUGGAAGUGCUGUCAUUAAGGACUAUGUGAUGCUGGAGCCCAGCCAGUGAGGAACACUUGGUGGCAUUUGAUGUCACCCGAUGUGGCCGUUGAAUCAUGGUCCUAGGGAGCAUUGUUUGCAAAAGGAGCUGGGAGGCAGCUUGAGCACAAUAUGCUCUCGCCAUGUGAUCGUCAAAGCAUCUAUUCAAAAGUCCAUGCA
Sodiomyces alkalinus F11 is the source of this 2112-nucleotide messenger RNA. Its product is annotated as carboxypeptidase S1. Lineage: Eukaryota; Fungi; Ascomycota; Sordariomycetes; Glomerellales; Plectosphaerellaceae. Bases 134 to 1963 code for a protein of 609 amino acids. Gene Ontology annotation, molecular function: serine-type carboxypeptidase activity. Gene Ontology annotation, biological process: proteolysis. The transcript has 3 exons. Gene Ontology annotation, cellular component: fungal-type vacuole. The record is from RefSeq and is a predicted model, not a curated record.